AUGUUAGGAAACCUGGUGGCUAGUAUAGUUUGCCUUCUCUGCACAUCAGGUGUUGUCAUCGCCGAUGACAACAGCGGUAACUUCACCAAUACGCCAGCCAUCCAGGUAAAGGGAAGCAAGUUCUUUUACUCCAACAAUGGAACCCAAUUCUAUAUGAAAGGUGUUGCAUAUCAAGCUGACACAGCCAACUCCUCCUCCACAUCCGAUGAUAUUGUCGAUCCACUGGCAGAUUACGACACCUGCUCGAGAGAUUUGCCAUAUUUGCUUGGUGCUGAGACCAACGUUGUUCGUGUUUAUGCUCUGAACACCUCUUUGGAUCACAGCAAAUGUAUGGAAGCUUUCGGCAAGGCGGGGAUCUAUGUCAUCGCAGAUCUGUCUGAGCCAUCGGAGUCCAUUAACAGGGACUCUCCAGCUUGGACGUUGGACCUUUACCAGCGUUAUACGGGCGUCAUCGACGCAAUGGCCAACUACUCAAAUGUAUUGGGUUUCUUUGCAGGUAAUGAAGUCACUAACAACAAGUCUAACACGAAUGCCUCCCCUUUUGUCAAGGCUGCCAUUAGGGACACCAAGAAGUACAUCAAAGAUAAGGGCUAUAGAGAUAUCCCUGUCGGAUAUUCGUCUAAUGACGAUGAAGAUACUAGAGUUCCAAUGGCCGACUAUUUUGCUUGCGGCGAUGAGGACGUUCGCGCUGACUUCUUCGGUAUUAACAUGUAUGAGUGGUGCGGCUCAUCAACUUUCCAAGAGUCAGGUUACGAGGACAGAACAAAGGACUUUGGUAAUUUAAGUAUUCCUGCCUUUUUCUCGGAAUAUGGUUGCAAUGCUCAAUCACCAAGAAAGUUUGAAGAAGUUGGUACAUUGUAUGGCAAGGAUAUGACAGAUGUUUGGUCAGGAGGAAUCGUUUACAUGUAUUUCGAAGAGGCAAACAAAUAUGGGCUAGUUUCGGUCGACGGCAAAAACGUAAAUACUCUGUCCGACUACAAUAACUUGAAGAGUCAGCUGGCUUCUGUAUCUCCCUCUGCCGUCCAAAUGAAUUCCUACAGCCCUUCCUCCACUUCUCUCUCAUGUCCUGCCACCAACUCAAAUUGGAAGGCUGCUACUUCUCUCCCACCUACACCAGAUAAGGAUGUGUGCGAUUGUCUACAGGGUGGUCUAUCAUGUGUUAUUAGUGACAGCGUCGACAGUAAAGAUUACGGUGAUUUAUACGAAACUCUGUGUGGCAAAAUUGAUUGCGGGGAUAUUAGUGCUGAUGGUGAGAAGGGCAGCUACGGUGCCUAUUCCUUCUGUGACAAUUCCGUCAAGCUAUCCUUUCUGCUAAACAAGUACUACGAGUCUAAUGGAAAGUCAAAAUCGGCUUGCUCUUUCGACGGAUCGGCAUCGUUGGCGUCAUCGACUAGUCAAGCUUCGUCAUGUCAAACAAAGUUAUCCUCUGCUUCAGCACAAGCCAGUGCGAGCGGAGGUAGUGGAUCUUCGAGCUCGAACGGCUCAGGUUCUUCUUCUGGAAGCGGCUCUAGCAGUAGCGCUUCAUCAACUAGCAGCAAGAAGUCAUCCGCUGGUCUACGAGUAGAACCGAUUUCUUCAGCUGGGCUAUGGCUGUUCUCUGUUUCUCUCGUUAUGGCUUCUGUGGGUAUGAUUUCCGUCAUAGUUUAA
Lachancea lanzarotensis is the source of this 1647-nucleotide messenger RNA. Its product is annotated as LALA0S16e00430g1_1. The coding region runs from base 1 to 1647 and encodes 548 amino acids. The transcript has a single exon. Gene Ontology annotation, biological process: fungal-type cell wall (1->3)-beta-D-glucan biosynthetic process. Lineage: Eukaryota; Fungi; Ascomycota; Saccharomycetes; Saccharomycetales; Saccharomycetaceae. Gene Ontology annotation, cellular component: fungal-type cell wall; cytoplasm. Gene Ontology annotation, molecular function: 1,3-beta-glucanosyltransferase activity. The record is from RefSeq and is a predicted model, not a curated record.